AUGACAAUAGUUUAUAUUGAUCUUUUGAAGCAGUUACAUAAUGAUAUCGAAAUUCGCUUCUCUGAUAUACUCCAAAUAAUGGUGCCGCAGUGGUUUGUGAAUCCCUUCGUUGUUGAUCCAUCUGAAGUCGAUAUUGACAUACAAGAAAGCUUCAUUGAACUUCAAAAUAACACAGCAGCUCUAGCAAGGUUCAAGUAUGGAGGAUACCAGAAGCUGUGGAUGUAUGAAGAGAUAUCUAAAAAGUACCCAUUACUCUGGAAAAAUGUUAAGUUGCUUUUACUCGCUUUUCCCACAUCUUAUUUAGUUGAGUUAGGUUUCAGUCGGGUGAUGUAUCUGCUGUCAAAGACUCGAAAUCGCUUUGACGUAGAACGAAGAGGAGAUUUACGCCUCCCACUGACGGCUUUGAAACUAAACAUUGACAAGUUGGUAACCCUGCAUCAGUUACAGGGAUCCCAUUGA
Messenger RNA from Octopus bimaculoides (California two-spot octopus), 459 nucleotides. Its product is annotated as SCAN domain-containing protein 3-like. The record is from RefSeq and is a predicted model, not a curated record. NCBI's taxonomy places the organism in Eukaryota, Metazoa, Mollusca, Cephalopoda, Octopoda, Octopodidae.